Ostertagia ostertagi is the source of this 372-nucleotide messenger RNA. The record is from the annotation of a GenBank genome assembly. NCBI's taxonomy places the organism in Eukaryota, Metazoa, Nematoda, Chromadorea, Rhabditida, Trichostrongylidae.
AUGGGGGAAACGCUAUCUACAAACUCUUUACCAGACUUCCGAGAUGGACAUAAUUUCUUUACUGUCUUCGCAGUAUACUUCCCUGCAGCCACUGGUAUCAUGGCUGGAGCGAAUAUCAGCGGAAACCUGAGGAAUCCUCAGGUUGCGAUCCCACGUGGAACGCUGGCUGCGAUUGCGGUGUCCGCAGCAAUCUACACGCUCUUCGCUAUGGUAUCUGGUGCCACAUAUGCUCGAGAUGCGGAUGGCACCAGCGAAAUCGAUAUGGGCAAACCGCCAGAUUGCUAUCUGAACUCAUCAUGUCCAUUUGGGCUUCACAACUACUAUCAGGAUGGUGAUGUACAAAAUGAAUGCAUUUCGCCUGGUCCUAAGUAA